Xyrauchen texanus (razorback sucker) is the source of this 1787-nucleotide messenger RNA. Its product is annotated as Carbohydrate sulfotransferase 1-like. NCBI's taxonomy places the organism in Eukaryota, Metazoa, Chordata, Actinopteri, Cypriniformes, Catostomidae. Gene Ontology annotation, molecular function: N-acetylglucosamine 6-O-sulfotransferase activity; keratan sulfotransferase activity. Bases 170 to 1426 code for a protein of 418 amino acids. Gene Ontology annotation, biological process: N-acetylglucosamine metabolic process; keratan sulfate proteoglycan metabolic process. The record is from RefSeq and is a predicted model, not a curated record. The transcript has 3 exons.
AAGAGACUGCUCAGCGCUCGAAUCUUUUGGCUGAAAUUAAUGAACUGACACGAGGACCGUUGGAAUAUCUGAAUAACAACUUUACUGGAUUUAUUGCCAUGUGUGUUUUACUGGGGAUGCAUUUCAGCAGAUCGUGAAUGAGUGAAGAAUGUGAUUGUGCAGGAGCAAUAUGGAGUGCUCUUGGAAGACUCUAUUGCUGCUGGUGUGCACGUCCAUGGGGGUGCAGUACACUGCCAUCCGCUCCCUCCAUGACUCCUUCAGUGGCCCAUGCCAAGACUUUGCCCACUGCAAAGGACGCCUGGGUAAAGAGCAGAGAUGGAAAUCUCUGUGCGAUGACAGUCGUGUCUCUGCUGAGACUAAUGCAGCUCGGAAACACAUCCUUCUAUUUGCGCAAACCCGUAGUGGCUCUUCCUUUACCGGACAGCUUUUCAAUCAGCACCCGGGCAUCUUUUAUGUUUACGAGCCACUCUACCAUGUCCAGCAGGCCUUCACUAAUUCUAGCAGUCACCUGCAAAGGGCUUUGGAUGGUAGAGCUCUUUUGGGGGCCUACAGAGAUCUCCUUCUCAAUCUCUACAAUUGUGAUAUCAACUUCCUGGAGAGUUAUAUUCGCCCUGAACCACAGAAUCACAUGACUGGGGCCUUUUUCCGCCGCAGCUCUAGCCAUGCCCUCUGCACGCCUCCUGUAUGCCAUGAAGGAAGUGAGGAGAUCCUGGGAGGCCAGCCAGAUGAAACCUGGUGCCCCAAAAAGUGCCAAGCCUUGAAUCUCACUCUGGCCUCUCAGGCUUGCCAAUCAAGGAACCACAUAGCCAUCAAGACAGUUCGUAUCCCUGAAGUAGGAGAUCUACGUACGCUGUCAGAAGACCCCCGUUUAGAUUUGAGAAUUGUACACUUGGUGAGGGACCCCCGAGCCAUUCUGGCCUCACGUAUGACUGCCUUUGCAGGUAAAUUCAGGGCCUGGAAGAUCUGGAAUGCCACUGGCCGCCAACCACGGUACGUGGAUCUGACACAGAUAACGAGAACAUGCAGAGAUAUAGAGUAUUCUGUGGAUAUUGGCCUGCAGAAGCCUACUUGGCUGAGGGGGAAGUAUCUUUUGGUGCGCUAUGAAGACUUGGCCCUGAAUCCGGAGGAAAAAGUCAAGGAGAUCUACAGAUUCCUGGGGGUGGACUUGCAUCAAAGAGUGCUCACAUGGAUUGCUCAUAACACCAAUGGCACUGCCCCAUCUUCUUCAGAAUGGAACUACAAGUACUCUACCACAAGAGACUCUAAAGCCACUGCACAAAGCUGGAGGGUGCAUCUAAACUUUGAUAUUGUUAAGACAGUUCAAUCUUUAUGUAACAGAACUCUUGCCUUGCUAGGCUAUACUAUCGUCCAUUCCAUAGAUGAAAUGAGAAAUAUAACAAAGAGUUUAACAGAGCCUAGGACAUAGUGAAUUAAGCGUUUAGUGAACUACUCAGAUUUCACGACAAAUAAUUUUUGUUUACACAGAAUAUUGUGCUAAAUUGCACUUCAUAUUUCGCACUGUUCUCAUAACAUGCAUACUAAUUGUCAGAUCUGCAUUACUUCCCCCAAGGUCCGAGGCUAACGCACUCCUCCCAUGUGCCAUUUAAUGAAUCCUACUAUGGUCGAAGGCUUCCGUGUGGGAAGUAAUUAUGUCAUGAAUACAUUGCUUGGUAACCUUCCUUUAGCACCCCGUUACAUGAAGUAAUUAAUACUCAUGAGUCAAGCUAUUAGCAUAGCAGGAUUCUUUCAUUCUCACCAGGAGCCCUGUUCCCAUCAUUUUGGGUAAA